This is a messenger RNA of Suillus subaureus, 251 nucleotides long. RefSeq lists its product as uncharacterized. The coding region runs from base 41 to 220 and encodes 59 amino acids. NCBI's taxonomy places the organism in Eukaryota, Fungi, Basidiomycota, Agaricomycetes, Boletales, Suillaceae. The transcript has a single exon. The record is from RefSeq and is a predicted model, not a curated record.
CGCCAUUUGUUUUACAAGUCAAGUACAAGUGUGUUCAGAUAUGCCACAUUCGGCUGACGACCUGUUUCCUGAAGAAUCACUCACUCUAUCUGGAGAACAGGGUGCCGUAUUUUUUUCCGCUCGCCUUGGGAUGCAGCUCAACAACUCUCGCUAUACAAAUCUCAGGAAGCUGGGGAGAGGGAAACUUUCCUGUACUUGGUUGGCUUCAGAUUUUUCGUAGGUCUAGUUGUAUCACCGAGCACUGAAUUCUC